AUGGCUAAAGUAUUUCAAAAAUGUCACAUCAUUGUUUGGGAUGAAUGCACAAUGACACAUAAGUAUUCAUUGAAAGCAUUAAAUCGAAUACUUAAAGAUUUAAAUGCCAACGAUAGACUUUUUGGAGGCGCUUUAAUUUUAUUGGCAGGUGAUUUUAGACAAAGAUUGCCAGUUAUUCCACGUUCAACCUAUGCUGAUGAAAUCAAUACUUGCCUUAAAUCAUCUAUUUUGUGGCGAAGUGUCCAUAUAUUGCGAAUUACCGAAAACAUGCCUGUUGGACUACAGAGAGAUUUAGCUGCAGAACUGUUUGCCAAACAAUUGCUGGAUAUUGUUAAUGGAAACGUAAGUCUUCAAGAAAAUACGCACUUUAUUAAAUUGCCAGAAAAUAUUUGUAAAAUUGUUAAUUCGAAAGAGGAAUUAAUAGAAAGCGUAUUUCCUCAUAUAUAUCAAAAUGAUCAGAACCAUCAAUGGCUUCAAAGUAGAGCGAUUCUGGCUGCCAAGAACUUGGCUAUGCUACCUGGUAAUUUAAUUUCGUUAAAAUCCAUCGACACAGUGGUAGAUGAAAACGAGAUUGUGAAUUAUCCCACUGAGUUCUUAAAUUGGCUUGAUUUGCCAGGACUACCACCACAAAAUUCAGUUUUAAAAGUUGGUUCACCAAUCAUUUUAUUACACAAUCUAAACCUACCAAAAUUAUGUAAUGGAACAAGAUUAGUAAUUAAAAGAAUUAUGGGAACUUAA
Messenger RNA from Teleopsis dalmanni, 738 nucleotides. Its product is annotated as ATP-dependent DNA helicase PIF1-like. Bases 1 to 738 code for a protein of 245 amino acids. NCBI's taxonomy places the organism in Eukaryota, Metazoa, Arthropoda, Insecta, Diptera, Diopsidae. Gene Ontology annotation, biological process: telomere maintenance; DNA repair. The record is from RefSeq and is a predicted model, not a curated record. The transcript has a single exon. Gene Ontology annotation, molecular function: DNA helicase activity.